UUUUCGGUGCAAGAGAGCGCCUGGUUUGAUGAGAGAGUGAUGUUGGAAUGGAUUGAGAAGUGCUGGAAUUAUAUCGUUGUAGAGCCAUCAGUCCUCAUACUCGAUAGCUUAUCGGUACACAAGAAAGAGGAAAUUGCCGACGCUUUGGCGUGUACGGGCACUUCGGUGCUAUACGUACCUGGGGGCUGCACCGGUGUUGCGCAGCCUCUCGACGUAGGCGUUAUGGGCCCUGUCAAGCAGCACAUUCGU
Phytophthora sojae is the source of this 249-nucleotide messenger RNA. RefSeq lists its product as hypothetical. The record is from RefSeq and is a predicted model, not a curated record. Gene Ontology annotation, molecular function: nucleic acid binding. The annotation marks the transcript as partial. Lineage: Eukaryota; Oomycota; Peronosporomycetes; Peronosporales; Peronosporaceae. The transcript has a single exon.